AUGACAACGUACUCACCAUUCCCUGCAUACAUCUUUGGAGCGGCCUGCGUCAGUCGCGGCGUCAUGGCCUCGCUCUGGCCCCGCGCGGAAUACGAGCACAUGGGUCUGCCGCUCGAAGCUCCCGGUCCCGUGGAAGACGCGUCCGCCGGCCUCGUGUCGCCCCUGAUGUACUACAAGGGGAUCCGCGAGAUCUCCUACGGGGCGACGAUGGUGGCUCUACAGCAACAAGGCCUCGACAGGGCUCUCACGGCGUUUGGCGAUGGGCUAGUGGUGUGGCUUCACGGAGGGCCGGAGCGAAGAUACAGGGCUUGGGGGCACUGGAUCACAGGUGCUGUCUUUGCGGGGUGGGUUUCUUGGCGGUGGACUCGCUGA
Clonostachys byssicola is the source of this 372-nucleotide messenger RNA. Lineage: Eukaryota; Fungi; Ascomycota; Sordariomycetes; Hypocreales; Bionectriaceae. The record is from the annotation of a GenBank genome assembly.